Molecule: messenger RNA, 858 nt
Organism: Corticium candelabrum
Lineage: Eukaryota; Metazoa; Porifera; Homoscleromorpha; Homosclerophorida; Plakinidae
Product: speedy protein A-like
Exons: 6
Coding region: 45-749 (234 amino acids)
Biological process (GO): positive regulation of cyclin-dependent protein serine/threonine kinase activity
Molecular function (GO): protein kinase binding
Source: RefSeq, a predicted model, not a curated record
UUGAGGCAACCUUCACAAGGUUUCAGAUUCUGUAAAUAACAGGAAUGUUGGAUUGGGAUUACACUCGAGAUGAUGGCUGCAAACAAUUAGUAGAUGUGAUGAGUGUGGACAACAGGUACGCAUCGCGAAAGAGACCUGCAAAGCGGGAAAGCCUUAAUUUGGCCGAGAGAGCUGGAAAACAAAGCAUGGUUGUUCGGAAAGGUACUUGUGAAUUACAAAAUUCUCGCAUUCCUAGAUUGGUCGCAACUCAAGGGACAUUGACAGCAUUCUUCAAGCUGCUAGAUGAGGAUACUAUCCAAGACAUGUUGUGGUUCGACAGAAACUGCAGACUAGCAGACAAGUACCUACUGGCAAUGGUGUACGUCUACUUCAAGAGGGCCGGUUUCCUACCUGGAGAGUACACGCAGAGAAAAUUUUUCGUUGCAAUGUAUCUAGCAGUUGAGAUGGAGGAAGAUGAUGAUAAUAUAAAGCGAGACCUGCUACCCUGGGCUCUUGGAAGGCCAUGGAGUAUUCAGUACAGAGAUUUUCUGGAUGAAAGAUACGCACUGUGGAGAACUAUACACUACCGAGCGGCAGUUAGUUGUACGACUUGUCAUGAGGUAAUGUCCUUGGCUCCAUAUCAUCCUGUCUGGUUGAGAUCGAGAGACAGACUACAUGCAGGAGCAACUCGACACUAUGUGAAAAUCAAAAGCAAGACAUUGUCAAGAACAUACUCUGGUUUAUCUUCACGAAGAGCCAAAGAAGAAUAAUCUUGAAACUGUCCAGGGGCUACAUUCCGGGUAUAGAUGCAGUUAUGUGUACCUCUGUUGUCUUUUGUGACACUGUCUUAUGUCAGUUAUCAGAUUUGUUUGGUGUUGU